Molecule: messenger RNA, 723 nt
Organism: Aspergillus saccharolyticus JOP 1030-1
Lineage: Eukaryota; Fungi; Ascomycota; Eurotiomycetes; Eurotiales; Aspergillaceae
Product: gluconokinase
Exons: 2
Coding region: 1-723 (240 amino acids)
Cellular component (GO): cytoplasm
Molecular function (GO): gluconokinase activity
Source: RefSeq, a predicted model, not a curated record
AUGCUCUCCGCCGGCGAACGCCCGCAACCCGCUAUGAAAAACAAGGCCGCGGUGGUCGACACCCACCACCACCACACUAUGCCCAUGGACCACACCACCACCAACCCCCUUUGGGGCGACCAGACCCAGACACAGCCCCCCCAGCCACUGCAACAACAACAGACCCAACACAUCUGGGUAGUGACCGGGCCAGCCGGAUGCGGCAAGAGCACCGUGGGCCGCGGUCUGCAGGAGGAACUAGGUGUACCCUUCCUCGAGGGCGAUGAUUUCCACCCAGCCAGCAAUAAAACCAAAAUGAGCAAUGGCGUGCCCCUGACCGACGAGGACAGAUGGGACUGGCUGAUCUCGCUGCGGCAGGCGGCCAUCUCCGCGCUGUCCCCGUCGGAAGCCAACCACUACCAUCCGCCCUCCGGCGUGGUGGUGGCGUGCUCCGCCUUGAAGAAAAAGUACCGGGACGUGAUGCGCGUGGCGGCCUACGGGUCUCCCUCGGUGCAGAUUCAUUUUAUUUAUCUCAAGGUCGAUCCCUCGGCGCUGCUGCAGCGUGUGACUGCGCGCCAGGCGCACUAUAUGAAGAGCGGGAUGGUGAAGUCGCAGCUGAUGGAUUUGGAGGAGCCGGUGGGCGAUGAGUGGGAUGCCGUGACGGUGGAUGUGCAUGCGGGGCAGGCCGAGGUGCUGCAGGAGGUGAUUGGGAGGGUGCGCGAUGUGUUGAAAGCAGCGAUGUAG